AUGCCACAACCAUCCUCACCAACGAAACCAAAACGUCGUAAUUCAUUAAGAGAACAAUGGGAUACAACGACAAAAGUCGUUAAUGUCAAACAAAAAAUUCAUUCAAACAUAACUAAUAAAUAUACGGAAUUACAAAAAUCAACCUUCACAAAAUGGGUUAACAUACAAUUACGUAUGAUUGAUAUUAAUCAAUUGGAUAAUUCCUCAAGAAAAAAAAUUCCUGAAAUCGAGGAGAUUGACAAGGAUUUUCGAGAUGGAAAAAAAUUAAUACGAUUACUUGAAAUAUUAUAUCCAAAUGAUUCGGAUUUACCAAAACUUGAACGUGGCAAUACGAGACAUCAUCAUAUUGCAAACGUUAGUAAGAUAUUGAAAUUCUUACAAAAACAUUUGGAUGAAAAAGGUUUAACCGCAUUGGCAGCUAUAGGCGCUGAAGAUAUCGUUGAUGGUAAUGUAAAGUUAACUUUAGGAUUAAUUUGGUUAACGAUUUCAAAAUUUAUACAAGCGUUUGACGUUCAAUUUGAAGUUACUGAGGAGGAAUUAGAAGAAGUUGAAGAAAGAUUUAAAGAAAAUAUCAAUAACAAGAAAGAAUACAAUAAACACGAUGACAUUCAAAAGUUUUUGUUUAAUAAUGAUGAGAAUGAAAUCGAAUCUUUUGAAGAAUUUCAACAACAAUUUAGAUCACAUUUUAUUAACGUCGAAGAAAUAUUUAAUAAGAAAAUUGUUGCUCCUACAAUUUACGAGGAAGAAGAAAUAAAUACGUGUAAUGAGCAAACAUCCGCGGAAGAUAAAUCUUCAAUCACUUCACCCACACCUAUACCUCCUGAAAUAAUCGUGUCAGAGCUUCCCAAAAAAAAUUUGCAAGACUUGACAAAGUCUGAAAAGCGAUUAUCAUUACCAAUCUUUCAACCUACCAUUACUAACAAUAAUAAAUUAAAUGAUAAAAAUCUCAAUCAAUCCCCAAAGCAGUUUAGAACUUUACGUUUGAAUUCUUCACCAAUAAACUCCAACACGUCUAAUUUAUUAUUUUGGAUUAACAUGCAAUUAAUUAAUUAUACAUCGUUAUUACCUUCAUCGAAUUAUCCUUUGGAAGAUUUUAUAGGAUUGAACGAUGGUAUUAUCUUGUCUGUUCUGAUUCAAUGUUUGAACAUUGAAUGGGAUAUGGAGGAUUUAAAUUUAUUAAACUCUGAAGAGAUUAAGAUUGAAUUAAGUGACACCAAAGACCUAAGCGAAGAAGAACUUCGUGAAAGAGAAAUUUUUAAAGAGCUCAAAGCAAAAGAAAGAUUAUCAAAAUGCUUUAAUAUUAUAGAGAGGAAAUUGAAUGUACAACAACCAAAAGCAUUAAUUUCAAUGUUGAUCGAAAAAGAUUAUAUUGAUAAAGAAAGGUUGAAGAGAACUGGAUUAGCUUGGAGUGUUUAUAUAAGUGAAGUUUUUUUGACUAUAACCAAAUCCAAGAAUCAACGAAAGGAAAUGAAAAGACGUAGUAGUACCAACCAAAUCUUCGAAUCUAUGUCCAAUACUAAUGAAGAAGUUCCAAAAUGGAAUACACAUGUUGAGUAUUGUUCGAUUAAAAAUGGUUCUAAUAAGUCAAGGAUAAGCCAUUUUGAUAAUUUGUCAAGUAUUUGCGAUUGGGUUGAUACAGAAAAAUUACAUGGAGCAAAUUUGUCAUUUAUUACAAAUGGAAAAGAAAUCAAAUGUGCGCGAAGAUCAGCAAUACUUCGAGAAAAAGAACAAUUCUAUAAUCAUCAAAUACAAUUACAAAAAUAUUCAAAAAAUAUCUUUUCAAUUUAUAAUCGUAUGAAAGAAAAGGAUCUAAUUAAAGGAGAAAUGAUUAUUAUAUAUGGAGAACUAUUUGGAGAAUUUUUGCCAUUUGAUUUAUUUGAUGGAAAAGAUUUUGUGGAUUUUGAUAUAACGAUUGAUUUAUUUAAAGAAAAUGAUAUACCUCAUGUUAAAGAAUUAUCAAGAGAUUAUGAAAAUUUAGCAGUAGGUAUUGUAAUUAAACCAAUUAAACCUUUAAGAACAGAUAAUGGUUCAAGAGUAAUAUUAAAAAUUAAAAUCGAAGAUUUUGAAGAAAGAAAAAGGGUUAAUAUAAAUAGAUUAGAAAGUGUUAUUUCUAAACAAGGUGAAUUAAAUGAAGAAAAUGAUAAUGAAAUUUCAUAA
Messenger RNA from Funneliformis geosporum, 2157 nucleotides. The record is from the annotation of a GenBank genome assembly. NCBI's taxonomy places the organism in Eukaryota, Fungi, Glomeromycota, Glomeromycetes, Glomerales, Glomeraceae.